Molecule: messenger RNA, 720 nt
Organism: Sphenostylis stenocarpa
Lineage: Eukaryota; Viridiplantae; Streptophyta; Magnoliopsida; Fabales; Fabaceae
Source: the annotation of a GenBank genome assembly
AUGCGCUCAAUUCUUCACGUGCUGUUAAGUUCAGGAAUGGGACAAAUUGGUGAUCCUAAAAAGCUCAUAGGUGGGGCCGUGGAUUAUGACAAUAUGAGCCCCUCCGUCUUCCUCCUAUGGCUUGUCACAGUUCCUUUCCUAGCCUACUCUUCCCAUGCUUCUGUCCCACUUCUAGGGUAUUAUAUAGACUGUGGAGGUUCGAAGGAGGUAACGGUAGACAAUCUGAAAUACGUUCCUGAUGGAAGUUACAUCAAGGUGGGAAACAUCACCCCGAUCAACAAGCCAGGCUUGUUGCCUAUACUGUCCACACUGCGUUACUUUCCCGACGCGUCGGCCAGAAAAUAUUGCUAUUCGUUGCCGGUACUCAAGGGCAGCAAAUACCUGGUGAAGACCGUGUACUACUACGGAGGUUUCGAUGGAGGGAAGCAGCCUCCGGUGUUCGAUCAAAUCAUUGAAGGGACAAGAUGGAGCGUUGUGAACACCACGGAGGACUAUGCCAAAGGCCUUAGCUCCUACUUUGACAUCACGGUGGUGCCUUCGGGGAAGACCUUGAGCGUGUGCUUGGCCAGGAACGAACACACCGGUAACUCAAGCCCUUUCAUUUCGGCCCUGGAGGUGAGGAACUUGGAUGCUUCUUUGUAUAAUCCCACUGACUUCUCCAAGUACGCGCUUGUAACCGUCGCCAGAAGUGCCUUUGGAGCUGAAGAUAUCAUUGGGUAA